UCAGCCUCUCGCCUUGUUUGCUUUGUUCUGCACAAGGUAGGUAGCUCGCUCAGUACAUACUAGUACUACUAUCCCUCGAUCGUCUCCACUUCAUCCAACUCUAGCUAUCUAUCAGGUAGGAUAGGAGUAGAAGGAAAGUCACCAUGGCAAGCAGCAGCAGCAUCCCAGCCACCACCGUCCGUGAGAUCAGUGUUGCGCAGCGUGCGGACGGGCCGGCGGCGGUGCUGGCCAUCGGCACGGCGAACCCGCCCCACUGCGUGCCCCAGAGCGACUACCCCGACUACUACUUCCGCAUCACCAACAGCGACCACCUCACCGACCUGAAGCACACCUUCGCCAAGCUAUGCGGGAUGACGGGCAUCGGCAGGCGUUUCUUCCACCACACCGAAGAACUGCUCGCCACGCACCCGGACUUGUCCCUCGACGCCCGCCUGGACGUCGUGUCUACCGCCGCCCCGGAGCUCGCCGUGUCGGCUGCGGCCAACGCCAUCGCCGAAUGGGGCCGUCCGGCAGGCGACAUCACCCAUCUCGUGGUCAGCACCAACGCGGGGUCGCACGCCCCGGGCACCGAUGUCCGCUUGGUCUCCCUCCUCGGCCUCCGCCAUGAUGUCCUGCGCACCGUGCUCCAGCUCAACGGCUGCGCUUCCGGGUGUGCCGCACUGCGCCUAGCCAAGGACCUCGCCGAGAACAACCGCGGCGCGCGCAUCCUCGUGGCCUGCGUCGAGCUCACCGUCACCGCCUUCCGCGCGCCCCACGAGGCAGACACCUUCGACACCCUCAUACCCCAGGGGCUCUUCGGUGACGGCGCUGGCGCCGUCAUCGUGGGCGCCGACCCUGACGUCCACGAGCGCCCGCUGUUCGAGAUGGUGUCGGCCUCGCAGUAUGUGAUACCAGACACCGAGCACAUGCUCACCAUGCAACUCCGGAGCGAUGGCAUCGGCGGGACCAUCGCCACCGGACUGCCAAGACUGGCGGCGGGCAUCGUUGAGCGGUGCCUGCUGGAUGCGUUUGGUGACCACCUAGCCAUCAUCCAAGGCGUCGUCCAUUGGAACAACCUUUUCUGGGCGGUGCAUCCCGGCAGCAGUGCGAUGCUGGACCACAUCGUCACGGCGCUCCGGCUGGCCCCGGGGAAGCUGGCGGCGAGCAGAACCGUGGUGAGAGAGUUUGGUAACAUGCUCGGCGCCACGGUGAUCUUCGUACUCGAUGAGGUCAGGCGCCAAAGAGUCGACCGUGACGGAGAGGGUGCUGCCGCUGAUGAAGACUGGGGGGUGAUGAUGGGAUUUGGACCGGGGUUCACUGUCGAGACGAUGCUGCUGCACGCUGCCACCUAAGGUAUCCGGCCUGAAGAAAAAGAACGGGAAAAAAAUACAUAGCAUUUAUAUUCAAUAAGUGCAUGCAAAGCAACCUUUCAUAUUUCCAUAUCCAUAUACCCCGUAAGAGAUGUGAACAUGUGUGGUGUGAGAGUGGUGUUAUAAGUCCUGUAAGAGUGAUCUACGUACUAAGUAUAUAUAUGGAGCCUUAAGUUUUUAUAAAAUAUGUACACUGGAGUAAGUUGUAUGUAACUACUCCCUACAUUCCUAAAUAUAAGUCUUUUUAGAUAUUUCAA
Aegilops tauschii subsp. strangulata is the source of this 1606-nucleotide messenger RNA. Its product is annotated as bisdemethoxycurcumin synthase-like. Lineage: Eukaryota; Viridiplantae; Streptophyta; Magnoliopsida; Poales; Poaceae. Gene Ontology annotation, biological process: polyketide biosynthetic process. Gene Ontology annotation, molecular function: acyltransferase activity, transferring groups other than amino-acyl groups. The record is from RefSeq and is a predicted model, not a curated record.